Molecule: messenger RNA, 786 nt
Organism: Cordyceps fumosorosea ARSEF 2679
Lineage: Eukaryota; Fungi; Ascomycota; Sordariomycetes; Hypocreales; Cordycipitaceae
Exons: 2
Coding region: 1-786 (261 amino acids)
Source: RefSeq, a predicted model, not a curated record
AUGAAGACCGCCAUCGUCCUUGCCGCUGCCGCCGCUCUCGUCGCCGCCGAGCCGCAGCACGCCAUGCCCUCGGGCACCAAGAUCAACUGCGCCAAGGCCAACGCCAACUACUGCAUGGGCGGCGACAUCAUCCUCCGCUGCGGGCCCGACGCCACCGGCGAGCCUGCCCGCUGCUCCGCCAACGUCUCCGGCUACCCGCCCGCCGGCGGCAUUGCCGAGUGCUGGCAGAGCUCUCGCGACGCCGGCGACGCUGCCUGUCAGAAGAACUGCGUCGUCUACGCCGAGAAGCCCUUCACCUUGCCUGCCGACCAGUGCACGCCUUCGGCCACCCAGACCGGCCAGCCUACCAGCACCGGCUCCAGCACCGCUCCCACCUCGACCAGCAGUGGAAGCGGCUCUUCUACCUCCUCGACCAGCACCGGAGGCAGCGGCUCCUCCUCGACCAGCGGCAGUAGCAGUAGCAGCAGCGCGACCGGCACUUCCUCGACCGGCUCCCAGAGCUCCUCCACCACCGGCACCACCAGCAGCCACAGCAGCUCCGUCACCACGCUCUCCCCCCCUCCCACUGGCGGUAGCACCAUCACCACGCGCACCGGCGGUAACAGCACCGUGACCACCCCGGCUAUCCCCGGGUCGAGCAGCGACAGCGGCAGCACCAUCACCCUGACCACGACCGCCGGCUCCAAGCCCACCAGCUCUGCCCCUCCCAACUCCAACGACGGCGUGGCCAACAACGCCAUGGGUGGCCUCUUGGUUCUGGGCCUGGCUGCGGCUGCUCUCUUCUAA